GUCCAUAUCCGGUGUAUGUACAGUACAAAUACAUGUCGCAGAAUAUCUUGCAAGCAAGAACUCCCAGACACGAAAGAAAACAUACCUUUUUUUAACGAAAACCAACGUCACCUCCCUUCUCUCCCCCUCCCCCUUUCCAGGUCGGGUGCCGUGGCGAGCGGGCGUUACGAGGUGAAGAUGCUCGGCUGGAACACCCCUCCGGAGUACAUGGAUUUCGUCAACCCUUACUGGAAGACGUUCGAGGCGCCCAACCCCUUUCUUCACUACAUGCUCGGCGUCUUCUAUAUCUUCUUCAUGUUCGCUGCUCUCUGUGGCAAUGGCGUUGUGCUGUGGGUCUUUACGUCAGCUAAAAGCCUCCGGACGCCCUCUAACAUGUUCGUGGUGAACCUCGCCCUCCUCGACUUCAUCAUGAUGCUCAAGACGCCCGUGUUUAUCAUCAAUUCCUUCAACGAGGGGCCCAUUUGGGGCAAGUUCGGCUGCGACAUCUUCGCUCUCAUGGGGUCCUACUCCGGCAUCUCCGGCGCCAUGACCAACGCGGCGAUUGCCUACGACAGAUACAAGACAAUUGCAAAGCCCUUUGAACCCAAGAUAAAGUCCGGCACAGCGUUCCUGAUGGUGCUGGGGACUUGGGCCUAUGCUACUCCCUGGUGCAUGCUGCCUCUCUUCGGGAUCUGGGGGAGGUUCGUUCCAGAGGGAUUCCUAACGACCUGCUCCUUCGAUUACCUGACGGAGGACGAGAACACCCGCACCUUCGUGGCCGCCAUCUUCUUCUUCUCGUACAUCGUGCCCGGUUUCUUCAUCGUGUUCUUCUACAGCCAGAUCUUCAGCCACGUCCGAGCUCACGAGAAGGCGAUGAGGGCCCAGGCCAAGAAGAUGAACGUUGACAACCUGCGAAGUGUUGGCAGCAAAGAAGACCAGGAGAAAUCCGCCGAGAUCCGCAUUGCCAAGGUCUGCAUGGGACUCUUCUUCAUGUUCCUCGUGGCAUGGACGCCGUACGCUGUAGUAGCUCUCAUCGGCGCUUUCGGAAACCGGUCUAUUCUCACGCCCCUUGUGUCGAUGAUCCCAGCUCUAUGCUGCAAGUCCAUGGCUUGCAUCGACCCCUGGGUUUACGCCAUCAACCACCCGAAAUACAGGUUGGAGUUGCAGAAGAGAAUGCCUUGGUUCUGCAUACACGAAGAAAAGCCUCAGGACACUGUUUCCCAGUCCUCCAACAACACCGAAAAGGCUUAAUAAAAGACAGAUGACGAUGUUCUUGCCUCGGUUGACAAAGCCACUUGCCUUCAGUUCGAACACGAUGAAAACCAUGACGAA
Molecule: messenger RNA, 1311 nt
Organism: Penaeus monodon (black tiger shrimp)
Lineage: Eukaryota; Metazoa; Arthropoda; Malacostraca; Decapoda; Penaeidae
Product: opsin, ultraviolet-sensitive-like
Exons: 7
Coding region: 16-1230 (404 amino acids)
Biological process (GO): visual perception; G protein-coupled receptor signaling pathway
Cellular component (GO): membrane
Molecular function (GO): G protein-coupled receptor activity
Source: RefSeq, a predicted model, not a curated record